ACAUGGAGAUGGAGGAUAUUGGUGAUAGGUAUUUCAAUGCAUUGUCAUCAUAUUCUUUAUUUCAAGAUGCUGAAAGAGAUUCUUAUGGGAGCAUUAUUGCUUGCAAAAUGCAUGAUUUAGUUCAUGAUCUUGCAAAAUUUGUUUCAAAGUCCCAAACUUUGAUUUUGGAAGAUGGCAGUGGAAGGAAUAUUCCUACAAACAUUCAACAUUUAAAUGUCAUUUCUGAUAAGGGUACGGCAACAACAAGAUUUGUGGAUGCCACUAAAAAAUUGCACACUUUGUUUUCACAAGUUGAUGUCUUUCACAGUAUGUCAAUGAAUUUGAGAAAGGUGCGGGUUCUUAGUUUUUGUGGUGCUAAUAUUGAUGAGUUGCCGGCUUUUUUGGGGAAAAUGAAGCAUUUAAGGUUCUUGGAUGUUUCAGGAACUAGAAUCAAAGAACUUCCUAGGUUCAUCACCAAGCUUUAUCAUUUGCAAACAUUUAGAUUUCUGUAUUGCUGGGAAAUCAACAGGCCUUUGGAAGGAAUAUGGGAUUUAGUCAAUUUGAGACACAUUUAUUUCAACCAGUGGAAUCUUAUGCCAGCAGGCAUUGGUAAACUAACUUGUCUGAAAACAUUACAAUUAUUUGUUGUAGCACAACAGAAGGGACAUCAAAUUGAAGAAUUGGGAUGUUUAAGCCAACUCAAGGGAAAAUUAGAGAUUCGUAAUUUGGAUAUGGUUAGAGACAAAGAAGAAGCCAUGGGAGCAAGACUUAUUGAAAAGGAUGCGAUUCAGGAGUUGCAAUUGGUAUUUGGUGAGGAAUACAAUGGUAGUGAAGAUAGAUGCAAACAUGAUGAAGAUAUCUUAGAAGGCCUCCAACGUCAUUCAAAUUUGAAAGGCCUUAUUGUUGAAAACUAUUGUGGAAAAAGUUGGCCUGCAUGGAUGUCAAAAAUAGAAAUUUCAAUGUUAGACAGGGUGAAUUUUCUCAAAAAUCUAGUGUUCAUGUCCCUUUAUCAAUGUCCCUGGUUGGAAAGAAUUCCAUCACUUUCACUCAAAAGUGAGGCAAAGGUGGAAAUUAAAAAUUGCAAGAAUUUGAAAAGCAUUGCAUGUUGGUUCCUUCAGAAACUCAUCAUUGUGGACUGUGAAGAACUGGUUGAGGUCGAGGUUGGCCCAGUUGCCAUGAAGUCUCUCAAAGAAGUAGAGAUAGGGGGUUGUGGUAAAUUGGAAAAUCUUCCGAUGAUUAGUAAAUUACAAUCCCUUGAGAAACUUGAACUUUGGCGUUGCUCAGAAUUGAGGAUGAUUGGGGACGAUGCUCGAUUUGCCUCCACGUGUCUGCAAGAGUUAAAUAUUGACGGAUGUGGUAGGUUGAUGUCCAUGCCCAGUUUACAUGGGCUUUCCUCUCUUCAAAAAAUUAAUAUAAGCCGGUGUAGUAGGGAAUUGAAAAGCAUAGGGAAGAGUUUAUCUACUGCCACGUGUCUUAAAGAGUUGACUAUAGGCGGCUGUACUGGUUUGACGUCCCUUCCGAGCCUCCAUGGGCUUUCCUCUCUUCAAAAAAUUCAUAUAUUCAACUGUGACGAUUUGAAAAGCAUAGAGGAGAGUUUAUCUACCGCCACGUGUUUCGAAGAGUUGAGCAUAGUAAUUUGUAAUGGCCUAACAUCCCUUCCGAGCCUCCACAGGCUUUCCUCUCUUCAAAAAAUUGUUGAUAUAUUCAGCUGUGGGACAUUGAAAAGCAUAGGGGAGAGUUCAUCUACCGCCACGUGUCUCAAAAGGUUGAGCAUAUCAGGUUGUAAAGGUCUAACAUCCCUUCCGAGCCUCCAUGGGUUUUCAUCUCUUCAGACUUUAUGGAUAAUGGGUUGUGGUGGAUUAAGAAGUUUGCUAAGUGGGUUGCCAUCAUGCACUGCUCUUGAGCAAUUGGCUAUCGCCAACUGUGAUAAUCUAAUCUCUAUUCCAGAUGAUUUGAGGAGGAGUUGGAGCAUUCCUAACCCUGCCUGGCUUGCUCGCUUGAAGAAGCUGACUAUUGGUGGUUUCUCAACAAAGCUCCAAGAAUUUCCAGAUCUGGGCUUCAUCGGAUCUCAUCUUGAAGAUUUGACUUUGAUUGCAUGGGGAGAACCAAGAGAACGUCUACUGGAUCAAAUUCAACACCUAACUGCCCUUACGUAUCUCCAAAUAAGGGAUUUUGAUGGACUGGAAGCUUUGCCAAAUUGGUUUGGAAACUUAUCCUCUCUUCAAACUCUGCGGAUUGACAACUGCAAAUCUUUGAAACAUAUGGAAGCCAUCCGAUGCCUCUCCAAAUUAGAGAGGCUUUUUAUUGAAAGAUGCCCAGAGUUAAAGGAAAGGUGCGCCAGUGGAAGUGGUUCUGAGUGGGACUACAUCUCUCACAUUCGAUUUAUUGAAAUAGACGACAGAUGGAUCCAAAUCAAUGGAAAUCCCAUUGAGGUAUCUUCAGCCUUUAACUAUAUAUAAUAGUAAAUCUUUUUUCUUUAAUUCCCUCUUCUGCCUGAUUGAUUUCAAUUAUGCAUUUACCUUCUUUCAAUCUUUUAGGUACUACUACUAAAUAUUUUUUAUUUUU
Rubroshorea leprosula is the source of this 2544-nucleotide messenger RNA. NCBI's taxonomy places the organism in Eukaryota, Viridiplantae, Streptophyta, Magnoliopsida, Malvales, Dipterocarpaceae. The record is from the annotation of a GenBank genome assembly.